Messenger RNA from Corythoichthys intestinalis (scribbled pipefish), 1638 nucleotides. RefSeq names its product guanine nucleotide binding protein (G protein), alpha transducing activity polypeptide 1 (gene gnat1). The transcript has 9 exons. NCBI's taxonomy places the organism in Eukaryota, Metazoa, Chordata, Actinopteri, Syngnathiformes, Syngnathidae. The coding region runs from base 171 to 1223 and encodes 350 amino acids. Gene Ontology annotation, cellular component: heterotrimeric G-protein complex. The record is from RefSeq and is a predicted model, not a curated record. Gene Ontology annotation, molecular function: GTP binding; GTPase activity; G-protein beta/gamma-subunit complex binding. Gene Ontology annotation, biological process: adenylate cyclase-modulating G protein-coupled receptor signaling pathway.
CCUCGUCAGGUGGGCUGCGAGGACGCCCGCAAUCCCCUCCUAAGUCGAAGGGAAAAUACUCCCAAAGUUGUUUAGCAGCGCAGCAUCAGACCAGAGGGCUGGUCUGCUUCUCGGUUGUUCUUCAGAGCACUUUUGGCUUUGGCAGACGGGCCCGAGCCGGGACCAGCAACAUGGGGGCGGGAGCGAGUGCCGAAGAGAAGCGCUCCAGGGAGCUGGAGAAAAAGCUGAAGGAGGAUGCAGACAAAGAUGCCAGGACCGUCAAGCUGCUGCUAUUAGGUGCUGGUGAAUCAGGAAAAAGCACAAUUGUCAAACAGAUGAAAAUUAUUCAUCAAGAUGGCUACUCACUUGAAGAGUGUCUAGAGUUCAUCAGUAUCAUUUACAGCAACACUCUGCAGUCUAUCAUGGCCAUCGUGAAAGCCAUGAGUACGUUUGGCAUCAACUAUGGCCACCCCGAUCAGCAGGAUGACGCCAGGAAAUUGAUGCAUCUGGCAGAUACUAUUGAGGAGGGAACCAUGCCCAAGGAGCUGUCCGAUAUUAUCCUGCGCCUGUGGAAGGACUCGGGCAUCCAGGCGAGUUUUGACCGGGCAUCUGAGUACCAGCUGAAUGACUCAGCUGGAUACUAUUUGAACGACUUGGAGCGUCUGAUCCAACCAGGGUAUGUGCCCACUGAGCAAGAUGUGUUGCGAUCCAGGGUGAAAACCACCGGUAUCAUCGAAACCCAGUUUUCCUUCAAGGAUCUUAAUUUCAGAAUGUUCGAUGUGGGCGGUCAGAGAUCAGAGAGAAAGAAGUGGAUCCACUGUUUCGAAGGGGUCACCUGCAUCAUCUUUAUCGCCGCUUUGAGCGCCUACGACAUGGUGCUGGUGGAGGAUGACGAAGUGAAUCGAAUGCACGAAAGCCUGCACUUGUUCAACAGCAUCUGCAACCAUCGCUACUUCGCCACCACCUCUAUUGUCCUUUUCUUGAACAAGAAAGACGUGUUCCUGGAGAAGAUCAAGAAGGCUCACCUCAGCAUGUGCUUCCCCGACUACGAUGGUCCUAACACCUAUGAGGAUGCCGGUAACUACAUCAAAGUACAGUUCCUGGAUUUGAACAUGCGCAGAGACGUCAAGGAAAUCUACUCGCACAUGACCUGCGCCACAGACACAGAGAACGUCAAGUUUGUGUUCGACGCGGUCACAGACAUCAUCAUCAAAGAAAACCUGAAGGAUUGUGGCCUCUUCUGAAGGACCUUCACACUCGUUACUAUAAAUAUUCCUCUCCGUGUACCACAAAAUCUACAUCUACUGAGGUUAACAUAUUGCCCCUUCAAAGAACACACAUAAGAAGUCAUAGCUUUGACUCCUAUGGACAGAAGAGAGACCAAAACCCAUCAGAAUUGCCUCCAGUUGAUUUCUUGUUUUAGUGGAGCUAACUUGUCCUAGGAGGCUAUGCAACGUGUAGCAGAAUUUCCAAUGAGAAGCUUUUCUCUUUGAGAUGCACAAAUGCACUUCAACCUGUUAGACCAAUGGCUUUGUAUAAUAUCUUAUAAUAUGUAUCAUAGAUUUCGGGGGGUGGGGGGUGUUAGAAGUAAUAAUGAUUUGAAAUUGAAGAUUUGCAAGACUGAUGAGUGCCAUGCAAACAUCACUGUGUAAAGCAUGA